Molecule: messenger RNA, 546 nt
Organism: Rangifer tarandus platyrhynchus (Svalbard reindeer)
Lineage: Eukaryota; Metazoa; Chordata; Mammalia; Artiodactyla; Cervidae
Source: the annotation of a GenBank genome assembly
AUGAUGAAGUUCAAGCCCAACCAGACGCGGACCUAUGACCGCGAGGGCUUCAAGAAGCGGGCGGCGUGCCUCUGCUUCCGGAGCGAGCAGGAGGACGAGGUGCUGUUGGUGAGCCCCAGUUGGUAUCCAGACCAGUGGAUUGUCCCAGGAGGAGGCAUGGAGCCUGAAGAAGAGCCUGAUAGCGCUGCGGUGAGGGAGGUUUAUGAAGAGGCUGGAGUAAAAGGAAAAUUGGGCAGACUCCUGGGAAUAUUUGAGCAGAACCAAGACCGAAAGCACAGAACAUACGUUUAUGUUCUUACUGUCACUGAAAUAUUAGAAGACUGGGAAGAUUCUGUUAAUAUAGGAAGGAAGAGAGAGUGGUUCAAAGUAGAAGAUGCCAUCAAAGUUCUCCAGUGCCAUAAGCCUGUACAUGCAGAGUAUCUGGAAAAACUAAAGCUGGGUUGUUCUCCCACCAAUGGAAAUUCUACAGUCCCGUCCCUUCCAGACAGUAACACCUUGUUUGUAACUGCUGCACAGACCUCUGGGCUGCCGUCUAGUGUAAGAUAG